This is a messenger RNA of Salvia splendens (bonfire salvia), 887 nucleotides long. Its product is annotated as transcription factor BEE 3. Gene Ontology annotation, molecular function: DNA-binding transcription factor activity; protein dimerization activity. The coding region runs from base 77 to 661 and encodes 194 amino acids. Lineage: Eukaryota; Viridiplantae; Streptophyta; Magnoliopsida; Lamiales; Lamiaceae. The transcript has 6 exons. Gene Ontology annotation, cellular component: nucleus. Gene Ontology annotation, biological process: regulation of DNA-templated transcription. The record is from RefSeq and is a predicted model, not a curated record.
AAAAAAAAGAGAAUAUCUCUCUCUCUAUCUCCCUGCAAUAAGAAUAUUGGGUGAUCAUCAAAUAUUCUUAGCAGACAUGGAAAACUACAAACACUAUUUUCCUUCACCAGAUGUCCAAUUGAACACCUAUUCUUCCAGCUUCACAAAUCACUAUUUGCCACAACCAUUAAACAAUAUUGAUCAUGCUCACACCAAGAGGAAAUCACCGGAGAUCAUAACUUCUUCGCCUCAGCUUUCUGAUACAAGCAACAAUAAGGGGAAGAAAUCGAAACGAGAGAAGAUGAAAGAUGAGGUUGUUCACGUUAGAGCCAAGAGAGGCCAAGCUACUGAUAGUCACAGUUUAGCAGAGAGAGUGAGAAGAGAGAAAAUUAAUGAAAGGUUAAGAUGCUUGCAAGACAUUGUACCAGGAUGCUACAAGAGCAUGGCGAUGUCAGUGAUGCUGGAUGAGAUCAUAAAUUAUGUGCAGUCCUUGCAAAAUCAAGUGGAGUUUCUUUCCAUGAAGCUCACGGCGGCGAGUGCGUUUCACGACUUCAACUCCGACGAAGAUGCUUUGGAGAUAUUGCAGAUGCAGAGAGCAAACAUACAAAAUGGACCACCUCCUCAGUCUGCUCCAUUAGGAUUCAACUUUGAAUAUUACCCUCAAUUUCCACACAACAUGUGAAAAUAUAUUCCACUUUAAUAUUGAUUGGUUACCAUAAUUUUUUUGAAUUUUACUGAUUUUAAUUUGUACACAAGAGAUGCAGAGAAAUCAACAAGAGAUAUACAUACUCAAUUAUAUCCAUUUCAUACACUUGAUUUAAUGAAAUAUUUAGAGUACAUAAAUCUGAAUCCUGAUAGAUUUUUUGGGCAUUUUGUCUCAAUCAUUAUAAUUUAUUUUGUUGGGAUGU